This is a messenger RNA of Corythoichthys intestinalis (scribbled pipefish), 6463 nucleotides long. RefSeq names its product WD repeat domain 27 (gene wdr27). Gene Ontology annotation, molecular function: protein binding. Lineage: Eukaryota; Metazoa; Chordata; Actinopteri; Syngnathiformes; Syngnathidae. The record is from RefSeq and is a predicted model, not a curated record. The transcript is spliced from 24 exons. Bases 193 to 2538 code for a protein of 781 amino acids.
UCCACAUUCACAAGAGACGUCGCAAUGGUGUUUGCAACGCACGUUGAGUUUGAACAAAAUAUUUCAUUUUAUAUUCAUUAUUUUAACCAAAAGUAAGAGUAAUGAAGGCUAGAAACUGAAUAAGUGACAAUUGUACGAGUUGUGCUCGUUCAAGUGAAGGCUGAGGGUUUGUGAUUUUACUCGGAGAAGAAGAUGAUAAUUGAAAGAUUCAAAUUGACCUGUGAUAGACUUGUAUCGUACCAGCAGCUGGCUUGUUGUUCGACUUACACUGGAAUCCCAGUGCGUGGCCAAGACAUUCUCAUUUACGCUAAUGUGGACGUCUGGCAGGAGGCCUUGCUGCUGACGGGCCAUCAUGGUGACAUCACCUCCAUGACUUUUGGAAAUAACUCACCUAUCCUUCUCUGCUCUGCAUCUGAUGAUUAUGUUAUCAUAUGGAAUGUGGAAGUUUGCCAGAAAACAGUGAGCCAAGGAAACAUUGCAGCUGGAACAAUCAUUGGAACCUUGCUCGGUCAAGUGGUCCAUCUUUCCUUCUGUUUAUCUGAUGACAAAGUGGCUGCAUGUGCUGGAGCAACUACAUAUAUUCUCAGCACAAAGAAAAAGCAAACAAUCUCAACACUGACUGGCCAUUUGGGGCCUGUGACAUCAGCAGAGUUUUGUCCGUGGAAUGAAGACAUUCUUGUCACAACAUCAGAGGACCGCACAUUCAAGGUAUGGGAUCUAAACACUGAAACACUUUUCUACCAAUCUUUUGUACUGUCAGCUUCUCCUCUGCUCAGUGCCCUCUUCAUAGAGGAAAAUGAGCAGAUAAUCAUGGGAUCCUCUGACGGACAGGUUUGGUGCUUUUCUCUCCACAUUGGCUUUUCUUGUCAGCUUGUGACUAAAAUAGACCUUCAUAAGAGUGAACAAAGACUUCAAGGAGGAGCAGCAGAAAAGUCACCUGAAGUGGAUAUUUCAAAACCUGUUCUAAAAAUGGCUUCCUUUGCCUCAUUUAAUGGUGACACUGAUGGAGAAAAAAGGGACAUGUGUUGGUUAUAUGUUGGAUGCACUGAUGGCCUUUAUGUGGUCAAUCUGGAUACAUCAGAGCUGGUUGCAGUUCUACAUUUCACAGACAACCCAGAUUUGAGUAUCGCAAUGGCUGGCUCUUGGGUCUUCUGUGGAAAGGGUAUGAAGUCUAUGCUGUUUUUAGUGAGUUCUUUGUUUACGCCAUGUGUGGGCCUUCUGGAGUUCUGUUUGGAUGAUGCAGAGAGAAUCCAGGCUGGAAGUCAAGGCUUUUCAAUAUUUCCAAGUUCCUCCCCACUGCUAGAGUCUCCUCUGAAUGCUGAGCUGAAAAAGGAAGUCAAUCAUUUAAAGAAAAAAGGUGGGAUAAAGGAACAGCCCCUAGUCUUCAACUCAAAGGUGAAAUCAUCUGGAUAUACAAGCUCCCCAAGAAAACUUCUAUUUUCACCCAUAAUAUCAGCCGAGAAAGGUCAGUCCUCUAGGAAAACCAAAAAGAAGGGCUUACUCCUUAAAGAUUACCCAGAGGACAUUGCACCACCUACUGUUCUUCGUGCCCAUCUAAGUAUUACAAACAAGCCGGUCUAUUGCAUUCAGUAUUCAGGUGAUGGAAAGCAAAUCCUGUGUGGUCUUGGUGACAACUCAGUGUUGUUGUACAAGUCUUCCCUUACAGGCAAUCCAGCUGUCUAUACAGGACAUGACAAGCCAGUGAACAGUGUGAGCUGGAGCCUCAACAGACAGUCCUGGUUAAGUGCCUCACAUGAUCAGACAUUACGACUUUGGUCUCAAGACAUCCCAGAGCCUGUUGUUAUCAUGGGUAAAAAUAUGUUCUCUAAACAUAUCAAAGCUGCCCAGUUUUAUUACCUGGACAAGUUUUUGCUUGUAGCAUCUGGAGACUCCCUGCAGUUGUAUUUGUAUCAUGUGGAUGCCACACAUGAUGACAUCAAGAGGUAUCAGCAGCGAAGUUUCGUCAAAUUGUCAAGUUGCUUUUCAACAACCUCAGGAACACAUAUUACAGAUUUGUCUGCUAUCAACGAUUUCUUCUCCUACAUUGUUCUGGCAUGUGCUUCCAAUCGUUCCAUUCAAGUUUUUGACAUGAACAUAGGUAAAGUUGCUGCAGAGCUGCCUGAUGCUCACAGUAAAGCCAUCCACUGCAUCACACAAAACAAGGGCUCAAUGUUCAGCACACAGGCACCAGACUUGUAUAACCUCUUCCUCACCAGUGCAGUCACGGAUGGCGUGAAGCUGUGGGACCUCCGCACACUUCGAUGCGUACGGCGUUACGAGAACCAUGUCAACCGCUGCCAUUCGUGCUCAUCUGCCAUUUCACCGUGUGGUCGAUUCGUAGCGUGUGGCUCAGAAGACAAAUGUGCUUAUGUGUAUGACGUAAGAAGCAGCAGCUACCUUCACAAGCUCCAGAGACACUCUGAAACUGUGCUCAGUUUGGCCUUUAACCCUGCAACUCCACAGCUGCUGACUGGAACUUUGGAUGGGAAGAUAAGCCUGUUUGAUCCCACCAGUGGGCUUUGUGUCUCGAGACAGUAACUCUGCUGCACAAAACAUCUCCGACCUGGCUGUGUUAUCAGGAGACACUUCAGCAAAAGCCAUAUAAGUCCAACUUGGCCAGUACUUAUUUAUGUAUCGAAUGAUGAUACAGUAUAUUUUCAUGUUUCAUUUAGUCUUUAAGUGGAAACAUGGAAUUCAUCCCAUAAUAUUGUGAUAUUUAAAAAAGGAGACUCUGAGACAAUUUAUUUAAAAAUGUGUGUUCACAUUAAAGUGACCUGCAUUCUUGUACAACUUCAAUUCGAAACCUUAAAUUGUGAAAACAUCUUUGAGAUGGGAAAUACAAAUAAACGCUGGAUAUGUUGUGGUUGCAAAAAUGUGCACAUUUUCACACAUGUCGGGUAAAUGCUUUAAUGCAUGGUAUUCAAACAAAAGUGUAACUUUAUGGCUAUAAUUUCAAAAGGUAUCCAAACACAUUACAUAAUGUUGGCUGUAUCAGACUUUGGGACAAUUAUUUUGGCUUUUACUAAAAGCAAAAACAAAAAAGCCUACUAGAACAUUUUAAACAGAUAAUCAGUCGAAAAGUGGAAAUGUGUUUCUCUGUAAACUUCAAACGUUUCAGUCCAUGAAUAACAAAAAAAAAAAAAAAAAGGUUUCCCACAAUUUUGAAUGCACAUUGACAGACAAGCACAUAAUUGUAGAGUGUACAAGGACAUCACCGUCUUCAUGAUGAUAAUACACACUGAGCAGGAAAACAGUACAUUAUUUUCAACUAAUUAAACUCACCUGGACGUUGCGAAAUUUAUGUUAAAAGUUUUUUAAAGGUUUUAAGACAACACUCACCAUGGUUAAUGCUAAAGCUAUGCUAACACAACAAGUAACAUUUAGUGUGUGAUGCUCACUCUGCAGACUUUUAAAGGCUAAACAACAUGUGAUAUUUAGCCAAAAUAAGAAAACAAAACUUACCAAGCAGCACCUGACACGUGUUUCACAAAAGGAGCCUGGAGUGGACACACACUUACCGGCUGGUGAGUAAUGUUAAGUAAAGUUAAGUGUACAAAUAUGAAGUGGUACUUUUUACUUUUACUUCACUACAUUUUACAGCAUGUAUCUACUCUUUUCUCCAUCACUGUUCAAAUUGUCACCUGCGUUAAACGUUUCUUUUUUUAAUUGGUUUUUCUCUCAAUGGUAAUUGAUAGUUUCGUUUUCAUGCCUUCAGCGCAAUCAAUAAGCCCCGUGUAGAUGUACCAUUAUUGAGCUCUAGAGGGAGCAACAUGAGUACAAGCAAGAUGAGGCAGGUCAACAAGAUACUGGCCAAUAAAAAACAACAGUGAGAGCAGCGCACCUUAAAAUGGGUGCUGCCAGUGCUUAAUUUGUAAAUCAUAAGGUGCCGGAACGCAAAGUAUAUAUGACAGCGCAGGGAUGACGAGAUGGACAAAGGUCCUGGAACAUAUGCAGAAAAUGGUGCUGAAAACAACAAAUUCCCACUUGCCAUGCUGUGGGACUUAAUCCUCAAUUUCAGAUAAUAUCAAUGGUAUAAAUGUUAUGACAGUACAGUCAGCAAUUAGUUUCUCAACAGGUCUACUGUAACUUCUAAGACCCGACUUUCCCAUAAGGGUACUGACCUGUUGCUCCGGCUGUUGGUGGUCCACCUGGCUGGCUGCUGGCGCUGUAGCUGGCCCCCACUCUGGGUGGCGCUGAACCUAACCAGCUGCUGCCACGGUAGCCACCUCUUGCCCCGGCUUGGCUGGCUGUCCGUGAACCUGGCUAGCUGCUGCGGCGCUAGCCUCAUGCUGUACCUGGUCCUGCCUGUUAGCAUGAUCGCUGCAGUGCCCUCUUCGCCGGUUGUAGCUUUUCUGACUCGUUGUCAUCCAUCUUCCUUCUUUUUGAAAAAAAAAAAAAAAAAAAAACGUAAAUGUAACUGUCUUUUUGGCAUGUUGAAAUACCGUUUGUUCCUGGCUGCUUGCUCCCCAGAUGCCGCAAAUUUCCAGUUUUUUGUUUUUGUUUCUUUUUUUUUUUAAUGUCAGGGGCAUGAUUUGUUGGUCCAGCUUUUUAGUGCAUCAACUAAUCUCUGACUCUUUCAAAUGACGUUAAAUUUUGAUAAAAAACAUUGAUACCAGCAUCCCCACAGGGCCGCUGUCCCAUUAAUGUGACCGGCAUUGCCAAUUUGUCGUAGAAGAAAAAGUGGCCGAGUGUAAGGGUGGGGCGAAAAGGAGAGUUGCACUGGAGCCCGUGUUGACUGGCUGAUUGUCCCUCGCAGGUUUUUGUUUGGUUAAUAAACGUCUCCAUGCAACAGCUAUCUGAGGCGUCGCUGUGUUUUUAUACACCACACCACCUCCCCGAAGAAAGAAUCGGACAUAGUAGCGACGACGAACGAGCCACGGAAAUCGCCGGUCCACAUAUUAAUAUUAUUUUCUAUACACAAGAGGUGCCGGAUCUGCCCAAAUAAGUCCCGGAACACAGGAAAGCCAAAACAAGAUUCGGCACAAAUUAACCCCUGGGUGCGGCACACUCUUGUAAAGUAGAUGGGGGAUGCACCUAAUAGCAGCUUGCAAUCCACCAUGAAAAUAAAUUUAGGAAUUUGAACUUGUUAAGCUUCUGUUUACAGUGCAGUCAAUUUUAUUACUUUUUUCCCCAUUCUGCACGGUUAUAAGAUAUAUUUAUAUUUCAAGUAUAAUAAAUCACAUUUUUGCAUUUGGAGGAAAUACUUUUGCUUUUCCCUUGUAAAAUAAAUCUUAAACUUUUGUACUUUUACUUAAGUAUUUUUUUUGCCCCUGUAUCUGUACUUUUACGUAGGUAAAAAAACAAAACAAAACAAAAAAAACCUUAUCCACUACUGUUAUUUUCAAUUAAUUGUACCCACCUAGACACCCUUAAGUGUAUGUAAAUAAAAAGUUGACUGGGGGUUUAAGAUAACGCUCGUCACUCUGAAUGCUAAUGCUAACAAGAACGUGAAUGCUAUGCUAACCCCACCUAGCCUAUCAUCAUUGUGUUUGCAACAGCGUCACCACCCACUACUCUCCUUCCCCUCCCCCUCUGCUCUAUCCAGGGCAGGCAGGCGGGCGAAUGUGUGACAAAAUCAGACAACUCGUGUUUCAUUCAACCAAAUUGUUGUAACGCGCCCCUUCACAUCUUCAGUCCGGUAACGGCAUUGCAAAGAUGGGAAAAUUACUUAAUUAGAAAAAAAUAGCACCAUUAGAAAUGCCGUUAUACUCUAACGCCGUUAUUUACAACACUGGUCUCUUUUACGUUAUAAAUGGUUGUCAAAAAUAAUCACCAAAAUUCCCCCAAUUUGUAUUUUUCUAAAUCCCCAACUUGAUUGACUUUUUGAGGUUCUCACCAGUCUCAUUUAGUUGUAAUGUCUUGAUAUAAUAUUUCCUCAAUUAGACAUAAUUAUAGUUACAUUAGCCAAAAACAAUCCCAUCAAGUUGCUCCCAUCCGUUUAGCCACAUUGAGCAUUUGGACAGGUCAAGGAUCAAAUUGAUGGAGAACAGAUGUAGUGGCGCAUGGCUGGCUGUGAUCAGCACUUAGCACACAAGGCCCAUGACGUCAACUGGGUGCAACCUGUGAAGCUGCCAGGCCCACAGAUGCUGCUGCUGCUACUACUGCUUGUCACUCUGGCCUCUAACUUUUUUCUCUCUGGCCAAACUAAAAUGUCACACCUGCUGCAUCGGUUCAAAUUUUUGGAGGUUUAAUGUGCUGCAUUGCUGCUAUUGUUUCUGAUUGACAUAAAUAAAAUGCUGGCUGAUCGUGAUAUAUUCUUCCCCUCAAACACUGCACAGUGUUUUCAGUGCCUUGCAGCCCUAACACUAAACAAAAUUCAUCCUACUACAGAUGUUUUUAUCAACUUGUCGAAAUUAUUGAAGUCCCCAUCAAGCCUUUGGGACCAGACACAUGCAAAAUACAUUUUAGGAGCUCAAACCAAAACAGUAGGUCUAUUUAGUGACUCAACAGUCAUCAUGUUUAA